This is a messenger RNA of Ceratitis capitata (Mediterranean fruit fly), 4280 nucleotides long. RefSeq names its product vitamin K-dependent gamma-carboxylase. Gene Ontology annotation, biological process: peptidyl-glutamic acid carboxylation. Gene Ontology annotation, molecular function: gamma-glutamyl carboxylase activity; vitamin binding. Bases 1992 to 4208 code for a protein of 738 amino acids. The transcript has 6 exons. The record is from RefSeq and is a predicted model, not a curated record. Lineage: Eukaryota; Metazoa; Arthropoda; Insecta; Diptera; Tephritidae.
UAUAUAUGUUUUCAAUUUUUGAUUUUCCUCUUAAUGUAGAUAUUUGUAUUUUACGCUUCUCAAAAUUUAACAAUAUUUCAAAUAAAGUCAAUAAAGGUUCGUUAGCCAGCAUAAAUAAUAUUUGAUUAAUUUAAUUCAUUUUUGUUUGCAAGACAAUGUUUAUAGGAAAGUAUAUUUAUAUAAUUAUGUAAAAAAAAAAUGAAAAAAUAUUUAUGAAACACUGUUACUCUUGACUUUUAAGAAUUGUUAUUUGCAAAAAAAAAAAAAAGUUAAAUAUUUCUGGCUUUAGUGCUCCACUACAUUGCUUGCAACACCUGGCAAUCUCAUUAGUUGAACAAAAAGAGCAUCCAACUUCAAACUUGAAGAUCUUUCAGUUUUACGCUUUUAAUUCUCAAUAGUACAUACUCACUGUGCUGCCUUCAAUGCAAGAAAGUUUAAAAUUUGCUUGCGGUUUGAGCCAAUGCAGAGGCUACAACCUAACUCCAUUUUGUUUUGCUUCUUUGUGCUUUUCGGUUUCUUUUAUCGGUUGUUAAAAUCAUUCGUGCAACGAAAUGAAAGUGGAAUAUGACCCGAAUGACAACUGAAAUGAAAAACGAGAUCGAUCAGGUGAUCACAGCUGUGAGCUCAAACCAGAAACAGACGCAAAGUUUUCCUACAUUUGAGCAUGUACAAUGGUUUUAGCACACAACUGUGAUCACCUGGUAAAUUUAGUUCCACAAUUUCAGUUGUCAUUAGUGGAUAUAUUCCUUUUAAAAGAAACCCACAAAGAAAGAAACAAAAUAAAAAGAAAGUUAGGCUUCUUUUGUAGUUUCUUCUUAUAGUCGCUGCAAUGAUAGAACUGUAACAAAAGAGGAUAAAAAAUAGUUUGCCACAAUCAGUGUUGUUAUUCUUAAGAUCAGAAUUUCAAAAUACGUACAACCAUGCAUACAUAACAUCGAAAAAGAAUAACUAGUUUUUUGCGAUUCUUUUUUUUAUUGUGUUUCGAAAUUUUGACGUGGGAAAACAGCAGCUGAUUGUCAAAUUUUAUAACUGUGAGUAACGUGAAUGUAAUAGGCGCAAUCUUUGCCUACUAUCAUUCUUGGCAUUGUAACUCCACGUCUCCAUUGCCAAUCAGUGAUUGCCGACCAACUGUCAUUUUGACAGAUAAUUGAAAGCAAUUUAAUUGGGGGUACCUACGGUUUGAUUUAAGCCGACUUUGAAUGACUGAUGGAUAUUUAUGAGGAGCUGUUAGUUAAUGUCAGAAAUAGGCUCGGCGAGCUUGACAUUUACUGCCCUUGAUACAACAGACUUUUAACAUUUUGACAGAAGAAUGACAGAUAAAACCCGUUUGCAUUGCGUGACAUUAGCAACUUUUAACACAAAGCGGAAAAUGCAUGAUAUGAACUUUUUUUCACAUAAUUUAAAAUUAAAAAUUUUAAUUGAACUUAGUUUAAAGUUUUCCAGUAAAAUUUUAUAUAAAUUGCCUAAAACUAAAGAAAAUAAAGGGAAAUUGCAUUCAUAAAGCGCGUUAAAAUAAUGAGACUUAGCCAACUUUUGCUGGCUUCAGAGACACUUCAUAGAGUUGCAGGUAUUCACCAACACGUCAAAGACAAUCUGUCACUUAAGGCAGCGAAAAUUUCUAGCUGCCAUCGGCGAAUUGAAUGAAUCACGUUACUUCUUGGGGUCUUCUUCUGAACAAAAUUUUGUUUCCUUACAAAAAAAAAUUAAAUUUAUUAAUCAGGUGAUCAUUAUAUUCAGGUUUAUGAGUAAUUUGCACGUUCAAAUGAAGGCCCCUAAUUUUAAAACAUGUCGUUGGCUUGGUGCUUUGUAUAAAAAAUCAACCCGUCGCUGCUAAUGGCGUUCAUAGACUGAGUUUCUAAACGAAAAAGGCCUGAUUUUGCUCAGUUUCAGUUUAUUGUUUGCGCUAUUAAUAAAGAUUUUUGUCAGCUGAUUUGCAAGCGAAAAGUGGUGAAUUUGGAUUUAUAGCAUAUCGUGAUAUCUUUACAGGCAGUAUGACCGCCACAAAAAGGUCAACAGUUACUAAAAAUUCAGAGCGUCAGGAGAGUAGCAACGCAGAUAAUGGAAAAGACGAUACUGAAAAUGAAACAAACAUGCCUGAAAGCGAUGGAGAAGUUGACGCAAAGAAGACGAGUAUCCGUCACACCCAAACUAAGCACAAGUUCCAUGACAUCUUCUACACUUGCACUGGUUAUAAAGUAGACACCUUCACAAACUACACGCACUUCACAAAUUGGCUACAUCGACCUGUAGAUGCGUCGGCGCUCGGUGUGUUUCGUAUGCUCUAUGGUUUGGCCAUGUGCAUUGACAUAGCGGAGGAGCGUGGCGGCAGCCAAAUGGACACACGUUUCGGUGAGCCUCGGCAUUGUCACUUCCCACUUUUCAAUGGCAUCAGCGCUGUUUCGCUGCCCGUGAUGGGUUGCAUUUAUCUGAUCAUGUGGUUGGGCGCACUUGGCAUAACGCUGGGCUAUCGUUUUCGACUCAGCUGCCUGGCGUACAUCGUGCCCUAUUGGUAUAUGUUUCUGCUCGAUAAGCCGGCGUGGAAUAAUCAUAGUUAUUUAUUCGGUUUGGUCGGCACAAUACUACUCUUUACGAAUGCUAAUCGUUAUUGCUCUUUGGAUAAAUACCUACAGCCAAAUAUGUCCGACACUGUGCCAUAUUGGAAUUACUUCCUCAUCAAAUUCCAAUUCUUUGUGCUCUAUAUGUAUGCGGGUCUAAAGAAGUUCACUGCUGAAUGGCUCUCCGGUUAUGCCAUGACGAGCCUUAGUGAGCAUUGGGUCUUUACGCCAUUUCGCGCUUUGUUGUCAUCUGAAUUGACGGAUCUCCUAAUUGUGCAUUGGUUUACAGCGAUUUUUGACUUCUCAAUAGCAUUCUUUAUGACCUGGGAGGCGAGCAGAUGGCUGGCCACACCCUUCAUGCUCAGUUUUCACCUGAUGAACUCACGACUGUUCGUGAUAGGCAUGUUCCCGUGGGUAUGUCUGGCAGAGGUGCCACUCUUCUUUGGUUUCAGCUGGCCGCGUAAGCUAAGCCUCAAAUGCUUGCAGAACACUUUGACUUCCGUGUGUGCCAGUAAGUCUGCUAUGCAAUCUCACAAGUCAAUAAUAGGGUCUACUACUACAGCAGCCGCAGAAGGAGAUUCCGAAACUGCUUUCAACCCACGAAACCAGACCGCAAACACUCAACCCGCCGCAGCGGCCGAUGAGCAGUUAGUCAAAUCCACAACAACAGCAAGUCCCUCUGACAAACUUCGCAGCAUACUCAUACUCUUCUAUUGCGCCCUCCAACUUUUCCUGCCAUAUUCACACUUCAUCACAAAAGGUUACAACAAUUGGACGGAGGGCCUCUAUGGUUACUCCUGGAACAUGAUGGUACACACUUACGACACUGUGUUGACAUCAGUUAAGCUUGUGGACAAUGCGAACGGUGAAGUCCACUACUUGGAUCCAUAUGCCUUUACCGAGUACGAUCGUUGGACAAAACAUGCUGAUAUGGCUUAUCAGUAUGCCAAAUGCAUCGAGUCCAAUAUACGCGAGGAUUAUUUGCGUGAUCCAAAGGCUAGCCCGCUAAGUUCUACCAAUAUUUCCAUAUAUUUUGAUAUUUGGUGUUCGAUGAAUGGUCGCUUUCAGCAGCGUGUCUAUGAUCCGCGUGUCGAUAUUUUAAAGGCGGAAUGGUCACCAUUUGAAACCACGAGCUGGUCAUUGCCGCUUUUGAAUGAACUCAACUAUAUGCGUCCGAAAUUGAAGACGAUGACAAAUGAAGUACUCGCGUGGAGUAAUUAUUCGGAUAUAAUUUUUGUAGCCGACUUUCCUGGUUUGACGUUAGAUAAUUAUAUUUCAACCGAUCUCACGAAUGUUACGCUAACUAUUUUGGCGGGAAAUGUGCGUUACAAGAGUGAUGAUGAAGAUGAAGCGUAUUUUCUAACGGCGGGCAAGAGUUUUACUCUACAAAGUGGGGAGACACAUCACAUUACGACAAUAGGUUUGAAGCCUUCGUCAUAUCUCUAUUCGUUUGUGAACAAAACAAUGAUCGAUAAUGCCUCACUUGACACAGAUUCGAUUGAUCAAAAACCAAAGAAACCUCUUUUGCCGCUCUGGGAUGAAUUUAGGAAUCGCGUAAAAAAUUAUAAACAAUUUCUCAAACACAUGGCAAAUUGUGUACUGUAUUUGUUGUAUGAUGUGCCCAUGCCGAUAGAAAUUCGUGAGCGAAAUUAGGAGCCAUAGAUCGUACAUAGCAACAAACAGCUCAGUAUUAUUUAUAAAAAAAAAAAAAUAAAAAAAACCAAA